This is a messenger RNA of Thunnus maccoyii (southern bluefin tuna), 762 nucleotides long. RefSeq names its product G-protein coupled receptor 4-like. Gene Ontology annotation, biological process: positive regulation of Rho protein signal transduction; phospholipase C-activating G protein-coupled receptor signaling pathway. Gene Ontology annotation, cellular component: membrane. The coding region runs from base 1 to 762 and encodes 253 amino acids. The transcript has 3 exons. The record is from RefSeq and is a predicted model, not a curated record. Gene Ontology annotation, molecular function: G protein-coupled receptor activity. Lineage: Eukaryota; Metazoa; Chordata; Actinopteri; Scombriformes; Scombridae.
AUGACAUGCGUAAUCAUUAGUAUCGGCCUUCCUUUGACUCUAGUGGCCAUCUACUCUCUUUAUUCUCAGGUGCAAAAUAACAAUGUUGCUCCAAUCUUCAUCAUCAACCUCCUCAUCUCUGACAUCAUUCAGUUCUGCUACAUGAUCGUCUUAGUGGCAAAACCUGACUUGAAGAUCUAUGAAAUCCUCUUUUAUAUUUACUAUUAUAGUGUGCUGGCCAGUGUUGGCUUCAUGGUGUGUGUCGCCCUGGAAAGGUAUUUGGGAAUUGCAUGGCCACUGUGGUACCACGUCAGAAGAACCAUCAAGAUCUCUCUUGUAGUCUGUGUUGUGGUCUGGACCCUUCCUCUUGUUUAUGUCCUUCCUCUCUAUUUCUGGGUUAAAUUUGAGAUCUCAGAAACCAUUUUCGCUGUCUUUCUCCUCGUUCCUUUCCCACUGCUCAUAUUCUUCCUGGGUGGGACCCUCAAAUCGCUGUUUGCUGCCAUCUCAGUCUCCUCUGAUGAAAAACGACGAAUUGUGGGAAUUUUGGUCCUGGUGGUGCUCAUCUACACGCUGCUGUUUCUACCCAACAUCAUUUGGUCCCUGGUAGAAGACGCAAGACUUAAUGAUACCUUCGACAACCUGACUUUCAUUCUUCUCAGAUUCAGUCCUCUUACAGACUUGAUUCUGUAUGUUUUCAUGAGGAAAGGGGCCAUAGACAAGCUUUUGGCCUCUCUGUGUUGUUGCAGAAUGAACAGUGAUGAUAACAGCAGAUCAUCAGCAUGA